UAGGCCGUGCGCACUUCAUGCCCAAACAAAUCAUCAAACAACAAUUUUCUUUUGCCAAAUGUAACACAUAAACGACUUUGUUCCAAAUACACAUGUUGUUUUCACUUAGAAUAUAUGUACAUAAACAUUUCUGCGGAGUAGUUUUAGGCAUUGCGUACGAACAGUGACGAUAAUUGACAAUUUUAUGUGGAGUUCUCGAUCCGCCAUGUUUGCGUCCUCUAUUUCAUUGAACUCCGGAUGAUGUUCACUUAUAUUCUUCUUUUGGCGAACGACAACAAAUAAUACGGAUACUUUUGUAUAUUAUGGCUUAUAUUUUAACCGAUGUUAAUCCAUGGAGGUCGAGGUGUUAGUUUACACGAAGGACGGCUUCAAGAGAGUCAAGAAGAGGCUGAACAAGGUGCCCGAAGCGGACGAGAAAGAAGAGGCCAACGGGAGGGGAAGUGGAGACAGCGAGGAGGAGAAAGAAAUAGAGAGAGCUGAAGAACAGAGUGAAGACGAUAACAAGAUGGUGGUUGAUCCACAAGAAGUUUUGAAGAGUCUGGACGAGCUUCUUUCCCCAACAGGAGCGAUGAAAGGUCCGGAGGAGGUUGUCAAAAUUGCCGGGAUGAUGAAGGAAGCCAGUAAGCUGGUUAACAAGUGUGUCUUCAUCAACAUCCUCAAAGUGGAGACCAGCAAAGACAACCUGGAAAAGUUGAUAUCGGGCGGAGGCUGGGAGACCCUAAAUGAAUGGUUGCAACAGGCGAAAGAGGAUGAGAACAAUCCCUUCAUCAUCGAAUUACUUAAGGUGUACAGACAGCUGCCCGUCACAGUGGACUUACUAAAGACCAACAAGGCCGCUAAGACCAUCAAGCAUCUGUGUAAAACAGAACAUGCUGAUAUACAGACCGUGGCUAAGGCAAUCUUUGAAGAGUGGAUGAAACUGGUGCAACCAGCAAGUAGUGAAAAACCCAAGAAGAAGAGAGACAAGGAUCGUGAAACAGACAAGGAAAAAGACCGCGAACGUGAAAAGGACAAAAGUAGCAGUAGCAGCAGUAGUAAAUCCAAAGAUAGUAAGAGCAGUAAGGACUCUAAACACCGAUCUGAGUCAGGGCAUCGUGAGAGUAGGGACAGUAAAGAUGGUAAAGACGAGAAGAAUCGGGAUAGAAAAGACAGAGAUCGGAAAGAUCGCGAUAAAGAUAAAGAGAGGGAGAAAGACGGGGCGAAGGAGAGGAGUAAGAAGAUCGAAGAGGAAAAUAUGGAUAGUAGUUCUAACGACAGUGUACAGGGUGGUGAUGAAGUUACUGUUCGGAAGGGUUCAGGGCUGAAACUGCAUAUAAAACUGAAUGGGGAAAAGACCGAGGGGAAAGAUGGUGAAAUCAAGAAACGACCCGCAACAGUUAAACGGCCUCCGAGUAAAUUUAGAUCUACAGGUCUUGUAGAUGAAGAAACAACCCCGCCUCCUGCUAAACUGCCAAAAAAUGCUGACCUUAGUAAACCUAUACCAAAACGUACUGGGUCUGACAUUAAGUCUGAUCUCCCCAGCAAGCGAUCUCGGUUACAAAUGCCCCCGCCACUGACAGUUCCAUCAACAACAUCCACAACCACAGCCUCAAACUCGCCUACAUCUCCUGGAGAAAUGCAUGGAAAAAUCAAGAUUAAUCCUGCCAGAUCUAAAUCAAACUAUGAGAUUCACGAGAGCACUGGUUUCAUGGAGAGCCUCGAUACCAAGUCUGCAGUGAGACCAGUGAAGAAGAAGCGACGUAGUUCUGGGGCUACCCCACCCACUAGUAGCUCCGGCAAGGCGCCAAACGCUCCACCUAGUCCAGUCUCACCCAACACUGCAAUUGCAAAGUCACUACCAUCCGUUCCAUCUUUUUACAAAGACACUCAACAGGAGGCCGAGCCGUCACCUGAAGAAGAGAAAAAGGAGGAAAGUAUAGAGGACAGCCCCUCCCCCACAGGCCAGGUGACCGAGAAAGCAGAGAAAGCCAUUGAAGGGGAGAAUAAUGAUGGAAAUGGUGAGAAGGAGCGAAGUGCCUCGCCCACAGAGAGUCAGAAAGGCCUCCUGACCACAGGGGCUACCAAGGUGAAGAAGAACAAGAAGAAAGUCUCCUGGAAACCUGAACACGAGAUAAAGGAGGUGUUCUUAUUUGAGUUGGAUGAAGACGAGAGGGUGAAUGUGAACAGAGCUAAGGACUUCAACUCGGCCAAGAAAGCAGAAAUGAUCCAGGACAGAAGGGCUGUUGAAUCAGUCAGGAGAAUGGCAAAUGACCACAUGAUUGAGCAGAUUACUUGGUACCGUGCUCCUGUGGUUCUUGGUCGCAAGGAGCUCGAGUAUGGCAAAGAGAGCAAGGAACGAUCCGUUCAGCGCCAGAGGGAGGCAGGGGUGUUACAAGCCCUGUUCUUCUCCCGAAACAUGUUGCCUGACACCCCCAAAGAGCCAGAAAUGGAACAACCCGAAGAGCAUGAAGAGCCCAAGGUCAUUCCAUUAGAAGAUGUAUCGGGAGGUGAGCAGCUGUUAUACAACUAUGAGACCAACCCUAAACCAGUCGUUGGCUCCAAAAAGUCCUCAAACUCUUCUCAACCACAGAAACAAGCACCACCACUACUCCCAAAUCCAGAAGGACAAGGGGGGCCGGGAAUGCCACCAGAUAUGCCCCCCAACAGCAGUGCAGGAUUCAUGCCCCCUAAUAUGGCCCUGCCCAGUAUGGGGCCAAGCAUGCCUGGGGGUCAACCAGGUGGUCCAAUGGGACCCAUGGGACCAGGCCCUAUUCAGGACAAUCAGCAGGCAAUGCAAGGGGGUAUCCCAGGUGGUCCUCCACCCCCUAAUGGGCCUGGAGGGUUCAAUGUCCCAGCCAAUUUGAACCUACCCCCUGACCUGUCAGCUAUAUUGUCUCAAAUACAGAGCCAGCCGUCCGGUCCGGGCACAGAUCCUGUCAUGGCCCAGGUGCAACAGAUCCUCAACAACAUUAUGUGUGGUGGAUCUGAACAGAGUUAUGAGCAGCUGCAACAAAUCCAGCAGAUCAUGAGCCAACAGAUGGGCAUACCACCGGAGAUGUUGAUGCAGAUGUUACCCCCGGGCAUGCCCCCACCAAUGGGAAUGCCCCCACCAGGCCCAAUGGGGAUGAGGGGCCCGCCUCCGAUGAUGGGAAAUGGGCCACCUGGAUUCAUGGGGCCCAGGCAGAUGGGACCAGGACCCCCAAACAGAUUCGGACCAGGUCCCCAAGGUAGCUGGGGAGGCCCUAACAUGGGUGGAGGGAACUUUGGAAACCCCAACCAGGGUCCAGGUAAUUUCCGUAUGCGGGGCAGCUGGCAGCCAGGGCUUCGAGGUGGGAAGAGAGGAGGCGGACCCAACCCUAACAGGCGGGAUGACCGAUACCGAAAAAAAGCAUGUGUUCACUUCCAAAAGAAUGGUUACUGCAGAAUGGGCGAUGACUGCGACUUUCUUCACCCAGGUGUACAUAAACAACCAAAUAAUGAUUCCAUAGACACCUGACCUUCUGUAGCCUGACACUGUAUGGUUGGCUGUAACCAUAACUUUCCUGUAAGGCAAAGGGUUUUGCUCAGAAGGUUUAGAUUGACGGGAAGGUGGCAUUAACUGCUCAGAAAAGGACCAUGAAGCAGUCAAUAUGGUGCUUAAGUUCUGAGAAUAAUCCUAGAAAGGCAUACUAAUGGAACAGUUUGUUUCUGUGAGAGAGGAAAGGACGCAAUUUCUGUCAAGACUGAGCAUGUGGAAAGAUUAGCUGCUGAGAAUGUCAAAGAAGCAUAUGAAGUUGGAUUUAAAAUGAAAAGUGUUCAUAACGAUAAAACUGUGAUAUUACAUUGAAACUAUGGCAGCAAAGAGUGCUAGACAUUCUGACCAGAAGUGGGUAACACUGUGGAAAAUGGACCAACUUGUGUGGCCUUACAGUAUCAUGUUGUGAACGAUUCUAGAUGUUCAGUGAGAAAAGAAGUGGUUACUUCUGACCAAUGAGAAGAAGACAAACUUGACAGUAUUUACUGAUACAUGUGUGUACAAAUGCGCUAAUGACAGUUAUAUAACUGCAAUGAAUGGCGUUGUCAAAACAAUAUCCCGCUAUGUCUUUAUACCGUGUUCAAUCAGUAUUGCAAUUUUCUGAAUGAAUGAACGAUUCAAUGCUAUGUGGACUGUUAAUUCUGUAUAACACUGCAACGUUCACUACUGACCGUAAUUGAAAUGCUUGAAUGAAAACACUUUACAUUAUAGUAUUGAGAUGCUUUGGAGUUUACAAUAAUGAAUUUGGAUUAUUUAAAUCCUGUGUUCAAAAUGUAAAAUUGACAUACAAGUUUUGAAUACAAAUUAAACUUUUUUUUGUUACUAGCUUUAAGUUUAAAUCUUGUUUUUAACAGUCAGACCGGGAAAUAAUGAACUUUAUACUUGCUAUUUCUUUAUUAUAGCUUGCAAAUUCAAAUUGUAUAUAUUAUUUCAUUGUAUAAAUGUUAUGAGAAUUUAACUUUGCUCAAACAGUGUUUAAACGACUAUUGUUUUGUUUAUACCAUGCCUUGAUCAGAAAUGGUUCAAAGGUAUAGUGUUGAAAAUGAGAAUGUACAUUAAUAUAUAUAUACAACAUGAUCAUGUGUGACCAUGAUGUAUUACAUGGUCAUAUAUUGCUUGAAUGACCAGAAAAAAAGUGUUUUCGAAUGAUGUACACAUCUUUGUAUGUUAUGAUUUUAUACUUUUGAAUUGAAACUAAAUUAUAAAAAAAGAUAUUGAAGAAAAAGUACAAAAUGUU
Molecule: messenger RNA, 4730 nt
Organism: Mya arenaria
Lineage: Eukaryota; Metazoa; Mollusca; Bivalvia; Myida; Myidae
Product: serine/threonine-protein phosphatase 1 regulatory subunit 10-like
Exons: 20
Coding region: 332-3475 (1047 amino acids)
Cellular component (GO): nucleus
Molecular function (GO): metal ion binding
Source: RefSeq, a predicted model, not a curated record